Fusarium vanettenii 77-13-4 is the source of this 2013-nucleotide messenger RNA. RefSeq lists its product as uncharacterized. Lineage: Eukaryota; Fungi; Ascomycota; Sordariomycetes; Hypocreales; Nectriaceae. The record is from RefSeq and is a predicted model, not a curated record. Bases 1 to 2013 code for a protein of 670 amino acids. The transcript is spliced from 2 exons.
AUGGAGUGGCUCUCGGGAUGGCUUACUGGGCUUAGAGCCGCCCCAUGUCCCUCCUGUGGUCGCAAGCUUGGGCCUAUCGACUGGAAAGACGACUGGAACUGGGUCACGACGUUUCAAAGAAUCGAUGAAGCCUUGGCACUCGGCUGCCUGAGAUGCAUCUUCACCGUCGAUUGCAUAAAGGCCUGUCCAACAACGGCAAGCAUCGAUUAUUCUUUGAUUGAGCGAGCCAAGGCUUGGAAGAGGCACAAUUUCAUCUUUGUUCGUAUCAAGGACGAGGGAUCCGAGGUUGGGUCGCGCGAUAUCGAUCUGGAGCCCUUUUCACCGCAAGAUAUAUUGCAGAUAUCAAAGCUACGGAAGCCUUUCAUCGGAGACACAUCCUCAAAACAGUCCUUUGCAAUGGUUUCCUCUUGGAUAGAAGAGUGCUUAGAGACGCACCCAGACUGCGCAAAGACUGAACAAAUCACGCGCGAGAAGAGAAAGUUUCCAACCCGACUCCUUGACUUAACCAGCGGGAAAGUGGUGCUUCGUGAGGGCAUCCGGCCAGACCGAUAUGUCUGUUUGAGCCACUGCUGGGGUAAAACUACCCACACGGCCUUGACGACAAAGAAGACGUUCAAAGACCACCUCGUCUCUAUUGAUUGGGACUGCCUCACGCAGACCUUUCAAGACGCCAUCACAAUUUGCCGCCGGCUAAACAUUCCCUUUCUCUGGAUCGAUUCUCUGUGUAUCAUCCAGGACUGGGACGAGGAUUGGAAACGCGAGGCCGCUCUCAUGGGGAGUAUCUAUGAAUCCGCCUUCUUGACCAUCGCCGCAACAAAGGCCAGUGAUAGUUCUGGAGGCUGCUUCUCCAAGGCUGAUCCGGCGUUCCUUGGAUCCCCGGUACCCGGACACCCCGGCUGGUUGGUGAGAGAACAACGGACCAAGUUUCCUGCCACAUGGUUUGAUCUUGCUAACGACUCUUCCAAAUUUCCGCUCCUGAGCCGGGCAUGGGUAUACGAGGAAAUGCGUCUCUCUCGGCGUAUCUUGCACUUUUGCUCGGACGAGAUCAUGUGGGGGUGUUGCUCUGUCAGAAAGUCCAAGAGUGGCACCAGCAACGAGUACAGAGACUCUGAGAAACAGCCCUUUUACCCAGAGACAACCGACAUCGAAGUCGGAGAGUACGCCCAUCUCGACUGCGUUGGCCUGUGGAGGCAAACGGUCACAGAAUUCUCGCGGCUCAAUAUUACCUAUCAUACUGACAAGCUACCUGCCAUGGCCGCCCUGGCGGAACGCAUGGCUGAGAUGAGGUCUGGCGAUGACACAUAUCUAGCUGGCCUUUGGCGAAGCACCCUUGCACAAGAUCUUCUCUGGAAACUUAAGUACGAAUCCUCUCGCCAACCGCAACCCAGUGGCGUGCCAACCUGGUCCUGGGCCUCGACAUCCUGUACUGUGAUAUGGGAUUCUGGAUACACUACGGUGGCCUCAUUUACCAUCAAGAAUGUGGACUACGAGGCCUCUGGGCCAAAAUACCUGGGGGGCUGCCCGAAAGCUAGAAUCGAGAUUGAAAGCCCAGUUGUGAGGAUUGAGGGGAUGAACGGUGUCUCCUUCGCAUUGUGUCACGAGACAGGUCUUGCGAGUUACCAGAAGAAUUACACUGGUGAACAAGACCAGCAACAGACAAGUGGCUACUUCGCCAUCAGCCAGUACAAGCCCGAUAGAGCCCCAGAUACCGUCCCCACCGAGAUAUACACCGACACGAUUUUUAUCCCAAUUGCUUUCCCUGAAUUGGAGUGGCAUCUGCCUAUUGUCGGCUUGCACGUUGGGAGGAGGCGUGGCUGUUGCAACUAUGAGCGGCUCGGUUGGUUCGGCAUGGAGCAUGCAGAGUAUUUCAAGCACUCUAAUCUGAGACUGGUGACCAAAUAUGGGUGGUCUUAUGAGCAUGGAGCGUACGAGAGACCGGAUCAGGAACCUUCCACCAAGAGACUACUGGAUGUGUUGUUGAAGAUGCCUCGGGAGGUAAUCACGCUUGUUUGA